GCAUAUCAUCUUUUUCAUUCGUUGAAUUAGAUGAAUAAACAAAAAUAAAUAAAUAUAGACUCCUUUACAAUCGAGAAAAAAAAUCAGUUUUUAACAAAUAGGAGUUGUUUUACAGUAAUUAUCCGGUUCCCUCGGUUUCUUUGAAGUCAGCGCGGUCAAAAUUGAUAACGAUUUAGGUAAACACAGUAAUACGAAACGAACGCAUGAUCGACGAAAAUAUUUCAAAUUAGUUCCUCUUUUCUUUAUUAAAAGAAUGUUAAAUGUCACAAAAAUAUUUCUUUUAUUUGAAUUUUAAUGAUUAUAAUUUGAUGUACAACAUUUUAUCAUUAUUACCAUUUUCAAUAUAUAUAUUUAAGAAAAGAAAAAUUUCGUUUGAUAAAAAUUUCAUAACUACUAUGUAAAAAGAAAAGGAAUACACAAAAGCUAACACAUUCAGUCUGACACGAGCAAAAGCGAUAUUGGAAACAUGAAUUUAGUCUUAAUAUUUUGUUAGUCGUAAGUCUACAGUUGUAUUUUUCAACUAUAGUAGCUGAAAACAUUAUUAAUCAACACACGUGUAAGUUUGAGGAAAAGUCAAAAACUUUGAUUUGUAGUUACACGGGACAGGGAAAUUAUGUAACAGACAGGCAGAUAGAUCAAGUGGAAAUUGUCCGGUUUCAUUUCUUUGGAAAAGGACUUAUUCAGAUCAAAUCUUCUCACCUGCCAGCCUUAAAACAAGUGGAAGUGAUGAAAGCGCUUACAAGUGUGAACGAGGUCUGCAUGUCUGUGCAUGCGGAUGCUCCAGUAAAAGUGGAAGACAACUUCUGUGAAACCAUCAAGGAUUCUCCAACUUCAAUUUCAUUUCAAGAUUAUCCAUCUACAAUUUCAAAUGAACAUGCGAAAUCAACCCAAAGUAAACUAUCAGUUACUAUAGAGAUGAGAAAAGAGGACUAUGCAACAGAACAGACUCGAGAAGCUCCGAUAGGAAAGACACAAACCUUAACAAUUAUUAUCACAGCUUUGUCUGUUAUCCUGCUAGUUAUUCUUCUAAGUUGGGUAAAAGCUAGAAUCAGUAGAAUGUUAGAACAGAGAACACAACGAAAAUUAAUGAGACCAACGUUUCCCGGACUAUCCUUUUCAGAACGAAUGAGAGCUAGGCGUGGAGGUAGAUCACGAACUGCUGACUCAGAAGUGUGAUUUCUUUUAUCUAUUUACAGUUGUAAUCAUAUGCAUCUACAGAAUGAGGAUAAGACUUCGUAGAAAUGUUCCAGGAUGGAGAGAUAUCCGAGGUCUUCUAAAUGCUCCAAUCCUAAAUCAGCAUAAUUACAAUCUAAGACCAAGACGACGAUAACCUCGUAUAAAGAAAAUAAUAUCUCUAUUUUCGGGAAAUGAACACUACUAUAUCUAGUUAUUAUUAGCUCUAUGGAAACUUAAAUACUUUUGAAAAGGAGAACAAAUAUUUUCUGAAAUGCAUGCUAACAUAAUAUAUAUCUAGUCAUUCUUAAGUUUGUUUGAUUAUAGUGCUACACUAGAGUUUUUAAGUGUAGAUUUUUUUGCUAGUAGAAUCUAGUCAUGUUAAAUUAUUAGUCUAUGUUUUAUGUAGUAGAUGUUAU
Molecule: messenger RNA, 1592 nt
Organism: Ruditapes philippinarum (Manila clam)
Lineage: Eukaryota; Metazoa; Mollusca; Bivalvia; Venerida; Veneridae
Exons: 4
Coding region: 727-1176 (149 amino acids)
Source: RefSeq, a predicted model, not a curated record